Messenger RNA from Guyanagaster necrorhizus, 1387 nucleotides. RefSeq lists its product as uncharacterized. Lineage: Eukaryota; Fungi; Basidiomycota; Agaricomycetes; Agaricales; Physalacriaceae. The transcript is spliced from 7 exons. The record is from RefSeq and is a predicted model, not a curated record. The coding region runs from base 213 to 1184 and encodes 323 amino acids.
GUUUGCUAGGACGCGGUGCACUGCAAAGGGCAUCUGGCUCCGCUGGACAGUUUCAAAUCCUGGUCAGAGAACUAUCGAACAACCACGGCUGGUUCCUUCUUGAUUGGAAAGGUGUAUCGGAUAUGUAUUGCCACAGAGGUGAUUACUCAUCGCUGUGGCAAGAUCAACCAUCGAGCACAGAUGGAGACCCUACGUAAAGGUGGCUUGCUUGUAUGGUUUUUUGCUGCGAGGUCAUGACCUCGAGCAUCAAGGCGGAUGAUGCGCGAGGGAUCCCUACCAAUGCUGUUGAACAGGCCAUGCCUGUGCGCUUCGGUGGCGCAUCGAAGGUAUACGUGUGCCUGGACAUAAUAAUAAAGCGGCUCGGCGCUGUGCAAGGACCCGACAUUCAAUCGACGAUGGCGUACCUCUUCAAUCGAACGAUGAGGUCAAAGAUCUGUUGCUUGGAUUCAUACUGUCUAGGCGGAAAAUCGGUCGACCAUUCGUUCAAGAUGUCAUACGCUGUUGGUGCUAAUGAACUUACUCGGCAUCUCGGUCCGGAGUUCAAAGGUGCCGAGCUGCCAUCCUCUUUCUUCCCCAACGUACCACGCGUACAACGCUUCCUCAAGCCCGCUGGAAGCUCCCCCAAAUUACUUGUUGAGGUUCGAGCGCAAAAUUAUCGCGGUGAUCAUGUCUUGAAUUACCAACUCCCUGUAUUGGUUUCAUGCGACUCUCCAUACUCGAAUAUAGCGUAUGGAUGGCUGGGUUUGAGCGGUUGUCCGACUUGCGCAUCCGCGUUGUUCAUCCCUCUCUCUUCAAAUGUGCUGCAUGAAAGCCGCAAUAUCCCUUCGACGAAAGCUGCGUGUCCAUACCCUGUCUACGCUCCUCCUAUCUUUGCUUCCCGCUGGGUUAAGGUAGCCGUGGAUAGGAUUGUUAGAUUUACACAGCGAAUUCGUUUCCAUGUCGGAAAAAAUACAGUUGCGUAUACGUGCACCACACAGCCGCAGUUCAAGGUUUUGUUCCACGAGUUUCAUGUUCUUGUCCCGUUACCCGCAGGGUACCAAUACGCAUCGUUAUCUGACCUCGGUGAAUUUAUCACGGGCCUCUCGAGGUACGUCGUCAAUGUUCGGGAUCACAGGAAGGGCCGGCUCGUAGAUGUGCCCCAACUUGAUGGGGAUGUGGAAAGAAGUGUCCUCGAAAAUCGAUAAUCGCCGACCACCUCCAUAUAACCGUUAUUGUAGAUGCUCUAUUGUAGGUGGUGCUUCGCCAAUUGGUUGAGGGUCAAGCGACUGAGAUCACGAAGGACUCAUAAUCUAUGUGAGCCUUAUGAUUAGCUGGACAUUAACGUACGAAACGUUGGCAGCUGACCAAUAGUAAGGCGAGGUUCUACUCCACCCAAAUGUGGCUUUCU